Messenger RNA from Vespa mandarinia (Asian giant hornet), 993 nucleotides. RefSeq lists its product as uncharacterized. The record is from RefSeq and is a predicted model, not a curated record. NCBI's taxonomy places the organism in Eukaryota, Metazoa, Arthropoda, Insecta, Hymenoptera, Vespidae.
AUGAUCGCCGCUACUUACGAUUGUGGUUGUAUGCCACCUAAAAUCACUCAUCUACAUCCAAAUUGCUCUAAAUCAUUUUUACCAAAACAAACCCAACUAACUCAACAGAGCCAACUAUCAAAAUACACUGUGGUACGAUGUCAAACUGCUCCACCUCCUUCUUGCCCAAAUACCUCCUGUUGCAAAUUAAGCCAUCAUUCGCCAACUUGUCGAAGUGUAAUAUCUUCUUGUCAAAAUUUCGACAAAAUAUAUGAUUGCACGUGUUCUUCUGAACCACCGAUACUUUCUGACGAUAUAAAAGAUUGUAACUGUGAAUCGAAAGAUAUUAAAGAGGAAGAGUGUAAUCCUACGAAGGAAAAAACUGAAAUAAUUUCAAAGAUAGCUAAGAAAGGACUUCCUUAUAAGGAAAUCGAAGCGAUAAUUAAUAACAAUCGUAUGAUUAUUAGAAUGCAAAAGGAAUUAAUUGAAGACGAAUACGAACCACCUUGCGAUUGUCCAGAUGGACCUGGAAGGAUUUUACCAACGUCUUCCACCGUAUUAGAUACUUCGUUAUCACCGAAAUAUCGAAAUGAUAUUAUUUAUCAAAUGCAGGAUUUAUGUAAACAGGGAUACAAGUGUACUGGACAAAAUUCGAUGAUUAGACAGAGCUGCGAUCAGGAUGGUAAAGGAGGACGUACCAUAAUGUUGUAUCCCCAUCCUGGGAUAAAAGAGAAAUUACCAGAUAUUUCUCAGGAAGAAAAGGAUAAGGAUAGAAGAGAGAAAAAGGAGAAAAUGAAAAUAUCCAAGCAAAUUGAUUUAGAAGAAAAUCCAAAUAUAUUUGUUCUUAGAAUUCGAAAACAAUCCAAAGAUAAUGACGGCAAACACAAAUUUGAUCUCGAAUUUCGAACUCCGAGACCAUGGUUGACGCGAAAAGAAUCAAUAAAAUGUCCCCAUUUACAAUCAAAAAUUCAUCCCGAACAAACAGAUAAAACUACGAUGGAUUCAGAAACAUGA